AUGCCCGACCCUGAUUCCGACGACGAGCGCGAGAUCGAGCGACUCGCGUCCAACAACCCAGCAAUGACUGUACCGGCCAGUCGAGUCAUCUCCCAGCGCGAGUUCAACCGUCUCCGGUCACGAUCCCAUUCUCUCCAAAAAGUGCAGACCUUAUCCGACCCGUCUGGCGGCUCAGAGACAAUUGCCAAACGGUCGAGAUCAUCACCAUCUCCGUCGCCCGUGCCGCCACCUACAAAAUACGACGUUGGCUGGCGCAGGGUUGUCCGCAACUUCUCGCCGUCAUGGUUCUCGGUCACAAUGGGCACGGGAAUUGUUUCUCUGCUUCUCAUCACUAUCCCUUUCAAGGCGGACUGGCUUUACUGGCUAUCCGUGGUUUUCUUUGGUCUCAACACCGUCCUCUUCUCCCUCGCCCUCCUCAUAUCCAUCCUCCGAUACACGCUAUAUCCUGAGAUCUGGAGUGUCAUGAUCGCCGACCCGACGAACUCGCUGUUCCUGGGGACGAUCCCGAUGGGUUUCGCCACGCUGGUCGAGAGCUGGAUAUUCUUGUGUUGUCCUUACUGGGGCUACUGGUCCGUCACGUUCGCCUGGGUUUGCUGGAUGAUCGACGCCGUCGUCGCCGCCGCCGUGACGGUAUCUCUGCCGUUUCUCCUCAUGAGCCAGAGCCACCAGCACCAACUCGACCGAAUCACAGCGGCACAAUUGCUACCCAUCGCUGCCACGAUUGUAGCAGCCGGAGCAGGUAGUGAAAUCGCCGAACUGCUCUCCGAUCCGAACCACGCCUUGGGGACGCUCUUGACCUCGUACGUGAUGUGGGGCAUGGCGACUCCCUUUGCCAUGGCAAUACUGGUCAUCUACUACCAGCGCCUCGCGCUGUAUAAACUUCCACCUCGCGAAGUGGUCGUGAGUUCGUUCCUCCCUUUAGGGCCACUAGGCAUGGGCGGCUACACGAUAAUGUAUCUGGGUCGCGUGUCCCGCGAGGUUCUCCCUCGCGUCCACCUCUUCCGCGACCUCCCACUCACAUUGGCCGGGGACGUCUUGUACGUUUUCGGCGUCUUCGUCGCCCUCAUCAUGUGGGGGUUCGGCCUUGUAUGGCUCGUCUUCGCCCUGGCGACCAUCUACUCGACCCGUCCGUUCCCCUUCAACAUGGGCUGGUGGGGGUUCACGUUCCCGCUGGGCGUGUACGCCAUCAGCACCAUGACCUUCGGCGUCGAGAUGCCCAGCCUCUUCUUCAAGGUGCUCGGAACGAUCUUGAGUGUCGCCGUCAUGGUCCUGUGGUGCGUCGUCGCCAUGGGCACGGCCAAGGGUGCCUGGUCAGGGCAUUUGUUCUUCGCGCCGUGUUUGAAGAAUCUGAAAAAGGAGCAUCGCGUGCCUGAGAAUCCUCCGUCUAACGAAGAAGCUGGAGAUAAGUUGUCGAAAACGAGUACGCGUACGUAG
Molecule: messenger RNA, 1434 nt
Organism: Exophiala spinifera
Lineage: Eukaryota; Fungi; Ascomycota; Eurotiomycetes; Chaetothyriales; Herpotrichiellaceae
Exons: 3
Coding region: 1-1434 (477 amino acids)
Biological process (GO): transmembrane transport; sulfite transmembrane transport
Cellular component (GO): plasma membrane
Molecular function (GO): sulfite transmembrane transporter activity
Source: RefSeq, a predicted model, not a curated record